AGAAAAUUGUACCAGGAAAGCGAAACUGGCAUAGCAAAGCUGUUAAAAAAGGAAGUUGUGAAUUUCGACGAAUCCAGGAAAACAAGAUCAAUGAAACAAAGAGUGAAGGCGGACCACAACCAUGUGGCUGUUUGCAACGUGUCCAUAUGUUAUAUUGCUCUCCAUAGUAAAUGUUGAUAUUGGAGCUAUCCAUGCUUUGACAACUACAGCCAGCCCACCAGGGGAUGAGUGUGCCAUGUGGAAGAGUGUUACCAACAACUUAACCCACAACCCUUGGAUAUUAAUGCAUUGUACAGACCAUAGUUCUUGUAAUGGCUUUGAUUGCGCUGCUACAUAUUCAAAUAAUGGUUAUAUCACUAGCAUGCAAGAUUUUUCAUUAAGCUUCUGCUUUGGCCUGGUUCUGAACCAGUGUGAUAGUCCAUUGAAUAUGGUUACAUUUAUGGAAGUGCCAGAUAAGAAAAUCAAUUUCACCAAAAAAUUCUAUGAAUUUUAUGAAGAUGUAACAUAUCAAAUUCCAGGUACAACAUAUGAUCUUGGUGUAGGGACUGCUGAUGCCUUUGUAGAUGUAACUCUUGAGAAAUCUGAUGAUGGAAAAUUCAUCACUAUAGGGUUACUACUGAAAGUGCGUGUAAAAGUCCCUACGUUGCCAGCACAGUGGCCUGAUGAACUCCAGAGAGCGGUUCUUCCCACAACUACCAUUCCAGCACACCCAUGUAAAUCCAAGGCACCAAUGCCAACCCCAAGACACCAAUGUGUUCCCCCGAUGAAAAAAGAUUCUGGACUUCGUUCAUCUUCACCAACAACUUCUUCUGGAAGACCCCCUGUGAAGCCUCCCACUGAAAGACCCUAUAAACCAGUACCAACAAAAAGACCUCUUCAACACACUCAACAGCCUCCAGCU
Molecule: messenger RNA, 901 nt
Organism: Owenia fusiformis
Lineage: Eukaryota; Metazoa; Annelida; Polychaeta; Sabellida; Oweniidae
Source: the annotation of a GenBank genome assembly